AUGGGUUUCGUAUCAACUUUACUAACCGCUCCUUCCUCUUCAGCAUCUGCUUCCAAGAUCACAGCAGCCGAGGACCGAGCCAUGGACAGGUCUGACUCCAAGGUGAAGCCUGCGCCUGUAGGCAUCUCGAUUCGAAAUGGCCCGGUCGACGACGAUGCUAUGGAUCUAGAUCACGCGCCCAACGGCACUGCAAAGAGGAAGUCGCGCACUUCUAUUGACAAAUCCAUCAGCUACAAGGAUGACUCUGACAGCGAUGGUGCGCCUCUGGCCAAGCGGCAAAAAGCAAAGCACAGAGUGUCAGACAGCAGUGAUGACGAGCCCAUCUCGAAGAAGAAGCCAAAGGGCUUGCCACCGUCCAUUAAAGAGACGCACCUGGACGAUUCAUCUGAUGAUGAUGCGCCACUGGGAGCUAAGCUUGCCAAGAAGAAGGCUAGUAUCGAGAAGGCUGCCAACAAGGAGGCAAAGGCCAUUCGAGCUGCGGAGACAAAGACAAAGAAGCCAACACCCAAGAAACCCAUCAAGGAUGAAUCUGAUGAUGAUGAACCCCUUGCGAAGAAGCCCAAGGCCAAACGUGAGUCGAAUGGUGUGGUUUCAGCAAAGAAAGUCAACGGAAUUAAGAAGGAGUCGAAGCCAACUCCCAAGGUGAAGGCCAAAGUUGCUACUACCACACCGUCAAAGAAGAGGUCCGAGAGCGUCAAAGACGAGAAUGGUUCAGAUGAUGAGGACGAGGACGAUGAGAAGAACUGGUGGGACCAGCCGAAGAAGGAAGACGACUCCAUCAAGUGGACCACUCUCGAGCACAGUGGCGUGGUCUUCCCUCCUGCGUACGUACCUCUGCCGAAGAACGUCCGCCUAAUCUACGACGGAACGCCGGUCGUCCUCCACCCUGAAGCCGAGGAGGUUGCUACGUUCUUUGGCAGCAUGCUUCAUAGCACUCAGAACGUGGAGAACCCUGUCUUCCAGAAGAAUUUCUUUGGCGAUUUCAAGGAGGUUCUGAAGGAGACAGGCGGUGCCAAGGAUCUCAAGGGCAACAAGGUUGACAUCAAAGAGUUCGCCAAGCUGGACUUCAAGCCAAUCUUCGAAUACUAUGAAGCCGAUCGCGCAGCCAAGAAGAAUAGAUCUGCAGCCGAAAAGAAGGCUGACAAGGCUGAAAAAGACAAAUUGGAAGCGCCUUACAUGUUCUGCAAAUGGGAUGGCCGCAAAGAAAAGGUUGGAAAUUUCCGUAUUGAACCCCCUGGUCUUUUCCGAGGACGAGGUGAUCAUCCAAAGACAGGCAAGGUCAAGAAACGCGUAAUGCCUGAGCAAGUCGUCAUCAACAUCGGCAAAGAGGCAAAGGUGCCUGAACCUCCGGCAGGACACAAGUGGAAGCAGGUCAAGCAUGACAAUAAGGCAACCUGGCUCGCCAUGUGGCAAGAGAAUGUCAAUCUGAACUACAAGUAUGUCAUGCUUUCUGCAAACAGCGCCGUCAAAGGCCAGGCGGAUCACAAGAAAUUUGAGAAAGCCCGUCAGCUCAAGAAGCACAUCGACCGUAUUCGCAAGGAUUAUACUACGAAACUCAAGAGCGAUGUUAUGAAAGACCGUCAGAUGGCUACAGCCAUCUACCUGAUCGAUAAAUUUGCCCUCAGAGCUGGUAACGAGAAGAACACAGAGGAGGAAGCCGACACUGUCGGUUGUUGCUCACUGAAGUACGAGCACGUCACUCUUCGGGAACCUAACACAGUCAUCUUCGAUUUCUUGGGUAAGGACAGUAUUCGCUUCUACGAUGAAGUUACUGUCGAUCGACAGGUCUUCAAGAACUUGAAGAUGUUCAAGAAGCCACCGAAGGAAGACGGUGACCUGAUCUUUGACCGUGUCAAUACUGGUCAACUGAACAAGCAUCUCUCCGAAUACAUGCAAGGUCUCACAGCGAAGGUUUUCCGUACUUACAAUGCCUCUUACACCAUGUCCAAGCUCUUGCAAGAGCUUCCGAUUCAAAAUCUUUCUGUUCCCGAGACGAUCAAGCUCUACAAUGACUGCAAUCGAAAGGUUGCCAUUCUUUGCAACCAUAAGCGGACGGUUACCGCUAGUCACGAGGCCCAGAUGGAGAAGCUUGGCGAUCGUAUCAAGGGUCUGAAGUACCAGAAAUGGCGCACCAAGAUGAUGUUGCUUGAUGUCGAUCCCAAACAGAAGAAGAAGAAGGGCGCGGAGUUCUUUGAGAAGGGCGAAGAUCUUGAUGACGAGUGGAUCCACGAGCAUCAAGCCUUCCUUGUCGAGGAGGCCAAGCAGAAGAUCACCAAGAAAUUUGAAAAGGAGAAUGAGAAGCGAAUUGCAGAUAAAGAGAAGCCUCUACCUGAGAAGGAGCUCAAGGAGCGUCUCAAGGCUGCGGCCGAGCUCGAGGCGAAGUUCAAGAAGGAGAACAAGUCCAAGAAGGUGGAAGCCGAAGGCAAGUCGCCAAGUGUUGAGAAGCUUGAUGCUGCGAUUACGAAGAUUGAUGAGCGCAUCAAGGCGCUCGAGCUCCAGUCGGCUGAUCGCGAGGGCAACAAGGAGGUCGCCCUGAGCACUUCCAAGAUCAACUAUAUCGACCCACGACUCACUGUUGUGUUCUCGGCCAAGUUCAACGUCCCCAUUGAGAAGUUCUUCUCCAAGACCCUUCGGGAGAAGUUCAAGUGGGCGAUUGAGUCUAUUCGGGACGACUCCACUUGGGAGUUCUGA
This is a messenger RNA of Phaeoacremonium minimum UCRPA7, 2691 nucleotides long. Its product is annotated as putative dna topoisomerase i protein. The transcript has 3 exons. The record is from RefSeq and is a predicted model, not a curated record. Gene Ontology annotation, cellular component: chromosome; nucleolus. Gene Ontology annotation, biological process: DNA replication; chromosome segregation; DNA topological change. The coding region runs from base 1 to 2691 and encodes 896 amino acids. Gene Ontology annotation, molecular function: DNA binding; DNA topoisomerase type I (single strand cut, ATP-independent) activity. NCBI's taxonomy places the organism in Eukaryota, Fungi, Ascomycota, Sordariomycetes, Togniniales, Togniniaceae.